AUGGAGAGGCAACUUUCUGAAUGCUUCACUGUGAAUGGAAGAGAUUAUCGGGGGUCAGAGAACUAUGCGGGGCCAGAAAGAAUUCCCUGUCUCUAUUGGAACCAGACCACCCAACACCGAUACAACACGCUGUCUGACCCAUCCGGAGAGCUGGGGCUGGGAGACCACAAUUACUGCAGGAACCCUGACUCUGAUGUCCAGCCGUGGUGCUACGUGUCCGAGACGGAGGAAGGAAUCUACUGGAAGUACUGCGACAUCCCGACAUGCCACAUGCCGGGAUAUGUUGGUUGCUUUGCGGACUUUGGCUCUCCUCCAGCCCUCAGUGGGACCAGUGGAACAUCGGCAAAGCUGACCAUCCAAACCUGCAUCCGGUUCUGCCGCAGAGAUGGCUACCAGUACGCGGGUGUAGAGGCCGGCUACGCCUGUUUCUGCGGCACUCCCUCCGAUGUGGCCAAGCUACAGACGGUCAGCAGUUCCCAGUGUGACCAGGUGUGUUUUGGGAGAACCAGCGAGCUGUGUGGUGGAGACGGGAGACUGAGUGUGUACAGUGCUUGGGUGGGGGAAUGCCACAGUAACCUCUCCUCCACCUCCGGGGUCCUGUAUUCUCCUGACUUCCCUGAUGAAUACACUGCAGGGAUCUCAUGUUCCUGGGACGUCCGAAUCCCAGGCAGCACCGCCAUACACAUGCAGUUCCGCACCUUCAACGUCCUGGACCCAAAUGACGUUCUGGUGGUAAGAGAUGGACAGAGUGGGAGCCGCCUUUUUCAGAUCCAUGGAGGCGAGGAUCCUCCCGCCAUUACUACCUUCCCAACAGGACACCUCCAGGUUACGUUCCAGUCUGACCGGGUGCAUAGUGGCCAAGGCUAUGCCAUCAUAUACAAAGGUCUGGGAAAGCUGCCACCCUCCGUGGGCUCUGCAGUGCCGUACUCUGGACGAGCCCCCACUACCAGCCACGUGACUCUGAAUGCCUUGGACCAUACAAUAGAGCAUCCAACACCGACCAAGACGGGGGACCCUGUUUCCAAGACUGCCUGGCUUGUCCUAGCGGCUGGACUGUUUCUCCUGAUGCUGGGGACUGGAUACAUGAUAUGGAG
Molecule: messenger RNA, 1094 nt
Organism: Pseudophryne corroboree (corroboree frog)
Lineage: Eukaryota; Metazoa; Chordata; Amphibia; Anura; Myobatrachidae
Product: kremen protein 2-like
Exons: 8
Biological process (GO): multicellular organism development
Cellular component (GO): plasma membrane
Source: RefSeq, a predicted model, not a curated record